This is a messenger RNA of Dentiscutata erythropus, 171 nucleotides long. Lineage: Eukaryota; Fungi; Glomeromycota; Glomeromycetes; Diversisporales; Gigasporaceae. The record is from the annotation of a GenBank genome assembly.
AUGGGAAAUUUAGGCAAAGAAGCUAAUGAAUCACUUGUAAAGUUUUCGAUACCUAAUAUAUUGGAAUCAUCAAAUUUCAAGAUGGAUCUUAAAGCAAUAUAUGCCAGCAGACAACUUGAUUUUUUACCGCCUAGAAAUGUUACAGAUUCUAAUGGUUGGUUUACAACCUAG